CGGAAGACAAGCAAUGUGCCCGUAGUGUACUGAAAGCCUGAGAGAGGGAAAUAUAUCGGGAGAGUAACGUGAUGAGGAGCGUGUUACAGGUGGUGGCCAUGUACAUUUUAUAGAAAAAUGCCUUGCUGACAUCCGUGUUGGAUCCUUCAUUAAAAAUGCCUGACAAAGAAAGUGAGGCAACGACCAGAACUAAAGCACGUUUUGAAGAAGUCUUCCGGAGCUAUACUACUUUUUCUGAUGGGAAAAAUACUUCAAAUACGAAGAAAAAAAAUCAAGGCGAGCAUAUAGUACUUGAAACCUUUAAGAACCAGCUUGAUCUCUCCAAGGAAAGUGAAAAUGAAACAAUCAUAAAUAAUACGUAUAAUGCAGAAGAGGAAAGUCCACGAUACAGAAAAAACAAGUUGAGAGAGAAGAUUCCUGCCACUGAAAAACAGAGUAAUGUCAUUGCUGAAGAUUAUGUGCCAACAAAGACUAAAACAAAGAAAACUACUGUUGCCGAGAUACAAUUUGAGUCAGAACAUGAUCAGUACAAGAAUAUUUCCGGUAAAAAGAUUCCAAAAGGUGGCAAAAAGAAGGGGAAAAGUGUUGUAAUAGAAGAAGAAGAUCCAACAGAUCCAACAGAUUUUGAUGACAAUGAUCAGCUAAUUGAAGCAUAUAGACUUCAGUUUUCACAAGAAGAGACCAAUGAAAUUAAAGAGAAGAUAAAAAAGAAACUCAAGGCCCGAAUUUCUGAAAUUUCUACCAAUACUGAAAAUCAGCCGGUUUCACUGAACAAUGAAAUUGGGGUUAAAAAAAAGAAAAAGAAAAAGGAGUUGACCACAUCUGUAGCAGAAACCAGUUCAAUGUUUGUUUCGGAAGCUGAGAACCAACCAGCUUACUUAACCAUUCAAUCCCAGGAACAUAUGUCUGCAUUAGAUGCUUCUAAGGAAUCUCAAAAUUAUCUUGGCCAAGAUGAGGAGUUUACAAAAGCUAAAAGAAAAAAAUUGAAAAAAAUUGAAAAAUCAGUCACAGAUAAUGAAUUGGGGACUGGAAUAGAAGAUCAUAUUGAAGACCGAAGCAGUUCCAGACAUGUUUAUGACGACAGCCUUGUGCUAGGAAUCUAUAUUCACCGCUCUGAUAAGUUAAAAAUUGACAUUAUGAGUUCUUACCCUGUAGUAAAAAUUCAUGUUUUUGAUCAAAGCACUGGAAACUAUGUCAGGAAAGAGAACAGAAGUGAUGCAGUCUCCUCAUUUAAUGAACAAGACAAAAAUGACUACAUUCACCCUCUCAUGACACAAGCAUAUGACUUCAGGAAACUUAAAUCUCCAGUUCCCGAAUGGGAUGAACAAAUCAUAUUUAAUGAACGGUUUCCUUAUUUCUUGCAAGACAAUGAAGACAACCCUAAAGUAAUUCUGUUCUUUGAGAUUCUUGAUUCGAUUAGUGAUGAUCAUGCAAGAACUAAUUUUGAAAUACAAGUUCAGGAAAAAGUGUCUCAGAGUGUUGCUUGGGCUUUUUUAAAGCUUGUUGGUGCCAACGAUGUUCUCAAUGUAGACACAAAACUUCGCCUACAGCUUUAUUAUCCACCUCCAAGGGCUCGUUUAAUGUCCAGUUCUACCAUCUAUGAUUGGUGGUUAAAACAACAUAGAAGUAAAUAUCCCUCAACUUUAUAUGUGACUAUUAAAGGUUUGAAGCUGCCAGAUAAUGUGAAGGCUUCUUUUCAUGACUCUCUGGCCAUGCACCAACAGCUGGGAAGCAGCAUAUCUCACACAGACCUGGAGAAUGAAAAUGUAUCAAAAACUAGUGAGGCCACAGAAAGUAACCGGAAGGAGCCAUUAAGGUGGACAAGGCUGCCUGGGCAGGCUUGCCACAUUCCAAACAAGCGUCUACUUUCCCUGCGUGCGGGACAUAUGGGGUGCUUCUCUGUUUGCUUUUCUAAUGAUGGGCGAACACUGGCAGCUGCAUGCGCAGACAGAGACGGUUAUCCAAUAUACUUGUAUGAGAUUCCUUCUGGGCAGUAUAUGAUGGCGCUUCAUGGUCACCUUAGUGUUGUUUAUGAUCUUUGCUGGUCCAAAAAUGAUCAGAACUUGCUUUCAGCCUCUUCUGACUGCACGGUCAGGUUAUGGACACCUGGCCAUGAAACCUCAACUGCUUGCAAAGUAUUGCCACAUCCAUCUUUUGUGUACGCAGUGAAGUUCCACCCAAUGGCUAACAAUUUGGUUGUCACUGGAUGCUACGAUUCUGUUAUAAGGGUAUGGAAUGUGAAAGUGAAGGAAAUCAACGGCCAACUUUUACAGGAAUUUACCGGACAUAAUAGUUUCAUUAAUACACUGUGUUUUGAUUCUGAAGGGCAUCAGAUGUACUCUGGAGACAGCUCUGGGACUAUUAUUGUUUGGAAUACUCAGAUCAACCGAAGUUCUCAGCGCAAUCCCUUACAGUACUGGAGCAUUGUAAAGGAAAUAAAAGAACCUGAUAUGAAAGGUAUUCCAGUGAAUUAUUUGCAAGUUCAUCCAAAUGGGCGGCGUUUAUUAAUUCAUGCAAAAGAUAGUACGCUCAGGAUUAUGGACCUCAGAAUACUGGCUGUAAAAAAGUAUAUUGGGGCAACACAUUUCAGGGAGAAGAUUCACAGCACCUUUACACCAUGUGGGACAUUUGUCUUUUCAGGAAGUGAGGAUGGCAUGGCAUAUGUGUGGAAUGCUGAAACAGGAGAUAAAGUUGCAAAGUACUCAGAUCUGUCGUACGCUGCACCUCUCCGUGAUGUUGCCUAUCACCCUCAUGAACACAUGGUGGCAUUUUGUGCCUUUGGACAAAACCAACCAAUACUUGUAUACGUUUAUGAUUACAAAGUUGCCCAGUUAGAUGCAGAGGUUGCUGCUGGUUCCAAUAAUUCUGAAAUUCGAACUUUCGAUGAGUUGUCCGGUUCAUCAGAUCGUUUUUUCAAUGCUGCAAAAACAUCCAUGAGAAUGAUGAAAGUGAAACAGAGAUUGGAUUCGGUUUUGAGUGGAUCAAAUAAUUUGCUACCAGCUCCAUCACUGCUUUCACCACAUUCCAAACUUGGGCUCCCUAGAACACAGACCAACCAGAUGUUUACUCAACCCAUUAGCACAAACUCAUUUGGUGGCUUUAGUCCUGUUGGACAUACGCUUAGUCGCACACCAUCAGUCAAACUACAAAUGAGUAAUACAGAUGCAAAGGUUUCAUCACUUAAAAUUGAAGCUGAUAGUGUGUUGCCAGUUCAAGAGACAGUUGUGGCUCUGUAUGACUACACAGCACACCGAUCAGAUGAGCUAACCAUUCAGCGCAGUGACAUUAUCCAUGUGUUGUACAAAGAUAAUGACAAUUGGUGGUUUGGCUGUCUAGCAAAUGGACAACAAGGCUAUUUUCCAGCAAAUUAUGUGGCUACUGAAACUCAACUUGAGGAAAGUCAGUCUUCAGCAGAAACUUCAGCUCUUGUGCACAAGGAGUAUUAUGAUAUAGAAGAGACCCCCAAAAGACUUCCUGGGAUGUCUGUGGUGCCAAACAAGUCAAAGGAUCUGAAAUUUAUGUCACAGCAUGACACAGAUGCAGACUCACCUGUGACACAUGGAAGAAAACUGAAAACGCUUCACUUUGAUGAAUCUAAUUUGAUUAGGUCAGACUCAAAUUUGUCUGCUGGCAUUCAACCCUCUACCUCUACAAGCUCAGCUUUGAAUGAAUGGGGGCUACAAGCAAGACCAGAGUUUAGUGUAAAACCCAAAAGGAAGAAAAAACUUAAACAUAUCAAUUCUGCUGGGAAAACAAAUAUUGCAUUUGAACCAGAUACCUAAGUUAUAUGACACACACACAAAUUGCUCAAAUUGCUUUCAUUUUGAUGCGUUUGGAUAUGGAGUAGGUUUACUACCACCUAUGUAGAAACUUCCUCUAGAUUCUUGGAAGUUGACAUGGCCAUGUGACCUCAGACAAAGUAACCUCAAGUUCUUUGAAGUUUAGUGCCAUUGUUGCUGUAUGAUUUCUUUUAAUUUAAGGGAUCUCCAACAGCCAAAAUUAUAAAUGAGUGCACUUUCUAUUUAAACGAGUAGAGCUUUAGGUUAAUCCUAGAGUAGACGUCAUAAUAAGGAAUCAUGUCAAGCAACAUUAAAUCGAAUGACCAAUAGGGACAUUUUAUUUUAAAUAAUGUUGUUAUUUUACCUUCAUUUUGAACUUGAAGUUUGUUUCAGCUAACUUAUCUAUGCACAAAUCAAUUUGCAAACCUGAUUUAACAAAAAGAUGUAAUUUUAAGUGGUGUGUCUAUAAUUAUAAAAGUAUAAUGCACUUUCAGAUCACCCUUUUUAUAUCUAUAUUUUGUAUGAAGGACUAUUUUAGUAGAUAUUCACAAUUACAGAUACAAAGUAGUAACACGUUACAGAAGGAUUUCAAGGUUUUUGUUUAGCUUUAUUUUAGCAAAUAAAGCUUUAUUGUUGAUCAGGAUUUUUAAAGGGAUGAAGCAAAUAUUUUAUCGAAAAUUCUUCACUAAUUUCCAAUUAGUGGCACACGAAAUGAUUAUAAGAGGAAAAAAACACCAUCAGUGUAUAAAGCAGUAACAGUUCAUCUGUAGGUCCAACUUCUAUAUAGCCAGACUACAAAAAACAAAAAAAACAUUGAAAUGUAUAUACUAAAGAAAAACUGCAUUCCAACAAUAGAUACAUUUUUUUAAAAAAAGACAGAAAAAUGAGGCUUCAAUUGUACAGAUUUAAAGUAGAAUUGGCAGAGCAGUCUGCCACGUUAAGGAUUUCCUGUAGAAAAUCCCCAGAGAAAUAACCUUCAGAGGUUGAAGCAUCAAGUGAUGGGUUAGCCACUCCAAAGGAUAUCAGUCACUGUGCCCAAGAAGACAGUAUUAUGAUUUAACUACAUAAGAAGGAUAUGAAAUAUGGAAAUAACAUAUAUUUGUACAUAUUGUCACUGGCAACAUUCAGAGUAUAGUAAAUCACAACUAUAUCCAGUUUGGGAAGAACAGAGAUCCAAAUGAAGGAAAUGAGGAAAAGAAAUGUAUUUAACUUUGCCAAAUAUUUGUGUGAGAGAAUUACAGUACAUUUAAAAAUGACAAAACAAGUCUGUCAUCACAGAGCUGAGUGUAUCUGUGUAGUGAAAAAUUGUCAAUGAAAAAAAGGAGUUGCUGUGACUGACCAAUAAACCCUACAGUAGGUCUGUAAAAUUAUCCUUAUCUUGUUCCAAGCACUAACAUAGCCAUUGAGACCAAACUAUAUAUAAAAAGACCAUGAGGCCUAUUUACCAAAUGUCUGUCGGACCUGAUCCGACAGUGUGGAUCAGGUCCGACAGACAUCGCUGAAUGCGGAGAGCAAUACGCUCUCCGUAUUCAGCAUUGCACCAGCAGCUCUUGUGAGCUGCUGGUGCAACGCCGCCCCCUGCAGACUCGCGGCCAAUCAUCCACCAGCAGGGAGGUGUCAAUCAACCCGAUCGUACUCGAUCGGGUUGAAUUGUGGUGAUCUCUGCCCGCCUGCUCAGAGCAGGCGGACAGGGUUAUGGAGCAGCGGUCUUUAGACCGCUGGUCCAUAACUUGCGUUUCUGGUGAGUCUGAAGACUCGCCAGAAACACGGUACCACAAGCUCCAUACGGAGCUUGAUAAAUGGGCCUCCAUGUCUCAAGAAUAAAAAAAUAAAAAAAAAAAGUAAUUUGUUUGCCUCCUCUGAAAGACAUACAAACUACUAAUUUUCUAAUCUGGCAUUAACCAGAAGUCAAUCCUGAAGUAAUAUGUGAUGGGUUUGCUGGAAUUCUAGAAUAGAAUGAAUGCCUUAUAUUCAUAGAUGUUCCUGAGGUUGUUAAGAGGUAAAGGUGAAAUCAUGUCCAAAAUUUGUUGAGCAUCAAUUUACCUAUCUUUUCGAGAGUAUUGCUAGUGGGGGUUCCUGCAUUAAUAUCUAAAGUUGGGAUUAUUUUGCCCAAUACAUGAAAUAUCACACAUCAAACAAAAAGCUAUUGCUAAGGAACAGUAGAAGAAUACUUCAAGCAGUUUUUACUGAGAUUUACUUUUCGAGUCAUCUAAGAAUCUAGAGUAGAAGCAGAUGACUACCCAAGCCAGAAGGCUAAUAUUGUAUUGCAGGAUAGAGACUACAGAAAGCUCAAUUUUCGCUUUGCUAUUUAAGAGCAACCAAUACAUUUCCUGCUAAAUUAUUUGCUCAUGGUCAGAGAUUAUAAAUAGGACAAAGCCAGUCUGUUCCUUGUUGUCAGGGGUAGGGAAAUUGCCCUGUUUGUCCCCCCACUACAACCACCUUGGGUCUGCCAGAUGGGAAUGUGUGUAUGCAAAACUUGCCACAAAGUGCUUGACUUUUAUGUCUUUACAAAAUCAAACACUGUCAGGCUCAAAUUAAUAAAAAAAAUAUAUAUACUGUGUAUGUGUGUAUAUAUAUAUAUAUAUAUAUAUAUAUAUAUAAUGAAUAAUUGGGUGAACUGUGAGGUGAAUGGACUACUAAAUGAACUGCUCAGAAUGCAGUGAGUGCUGAUCAAAUACAAUAAAUAUGAGUAGGGGAGAGCUGUUACUUUCUUUAUACAGCAUGGUAUUUUUUUUAUUGGUUAUUAUUUUAAUCUUGUGAUGUCAUCUGUUGCCAUGCUCCUGUUUGGCAGUAGUGAAAAGAGUUUCCUGUCUUUUAAUAAAUUGUUUUUGUACAGUUGGUUAAAUCAUUGGAUUUCUAAAAAUAUGUAAUGAAAUUGUACUAAUUUUAAUAUUUAUUUGAUGUUAAUUUAUAUAUAUAUUAAAAUAGUAUGCAGCCAUUGUUGUGAUUAUUUUUAUAGUAGUUUUUAAAGCACUUUAAUCAUGUUUAUUAUUUUGUAAUUAAAAAAAUAUUUUGAAACA
Messenger RNA from Bombina bombina (fire-bellied toad), 6799 nucleotides. It is a transcript of the gene AHI1, whose product is annotated as Abelson helper integration site 1. The record is from RefSeq and is a predicted model, not a curated record. Gene Ontology annotation, biological process: motile cilium assembly. Bases 156 to 3782 code for a protein of 1208 amino acids. Gene Ontology annotation, cellular component: ciliary basal body. Lineage: Eukaryota; Metazoa; Chordata; Amphibia; Anura; Bombinatoridae. Gene Ontology annotation, molecular function: protein binding. The transcript is spliced from 25 exons.